This is a messenger RNA of Elaeis guineensis (African oil palm), 1677 nucleotides long. RefSeq lists its product as uncharacterized. Lineage: Eukaryota; Viridiplantae; Streptophyta; Magnoliopsida; Arecales; Arecaceae. The record is from RefSeq and is a predicted model, not a curated record.
CGGUUCUCGCUUCGCCGUUACGCCGUCUGUUCUUAUCCGUCUUUUUCCCCAAUCGAUAUCUAUCUAUCUAUCCAAGUAUAUAUCACCCAAAACCGCUCCUCUCCCUUGAUCCGUUCCCUCCUCUCGUCCUUCGUCUUCCUUCUCCUCCCUCUCUCUCUCGAUAUCUUUAUUCCCUUCUUCGAAACCCUAAUCGCAAAUCCGAUGGAAUAUGAGCCCGCUUCGUCUUUCAAGAACAAGCUCCGGUCCUCGAUCUGCUUCCCCUGCUGCUUCCGCGGGGCCGGCUUCGAGAGUCCGGUUGCCGGCGCCGCCACCGACGAGGAGCGGCCGCUAUCGCUGAUCCGAUCGUCGUCCGUGUGGCUUCGGUCCAAGGCGCAGGAGCUGCCGGAGAUCAAGGACCGCUGCUGUAGCCUCAUCUCGCGGAUGGGGCGGCAGCGCCGCCAUUCGGGCGGCUUCAGGUACGAUCCCCUGAGCUACGCCCUCAACUUCGACGAGGGGUUCGAGGACGACGCCCUUGCCGACGAGGAGUUCCGGUACCGUAACUUCUCCUCCCGCCUCCCGGCGUCCCCCCCGCCGCCGCCGUCGUCGUCGACGGCCAUCGGGAUCGCGUGCUAGGAUUCUCGAAGCUGCUGUUGUGCUGUUUAUUUAAUUCUUCGAUCCGAUCGUGUGUUGUUUUGCGUGUAAACAUGUGUGUCCCGUUAACUAACGAUGAAGAGGAUUGAGGAUUGUGGCCUUCAUAGUUUCAUUUUCGUACUAUUCGUCACUCGUAUUGCUAGUCUUGAAGCGCGCGUGCCCUUAUCUCUCAUCCUUCCUGUCCCUGUGGCCCCAUCAAUUCUUUCUGGGGCUGCUAACGUGCGCCAGUAUUGGGUGUUUGCCCGCCAUUAACCGGCAGCUCGUGUUAUAUAUAUAUUUUUAGAUAAUUAAUUAAUUAAUUCAGUUAAUUCCACUGUUUUUGUUUUAAAAAAAAGGAAAAUAGUCUUGGUGGAUCGAGUCAAAUAGACCAGAAAUAUCUGCUUGGGUGAAAGACGAGAAGAAAAGUUAUCAUUGAAAGUGAAACGAGAAGGGAAAGAUUCCGGAUGAGCGAAGAAGAUAGCGAAGGGUGAUUCCUUGAGAGCUGAAACAGAGUUUUGGAAGCAGCAGCGCAGCCAAGAGCCGUGACGCAGGAUGAGAGGUGGUACCUGUAUGUGGAAAACGACAUUAAAAGCAAGAAGGGAAUUUUUCUUUUUUUUCUUUUUUUGGUGAAAUUGAAGGAAAAAGAGAAGAGGACGAAGGAUAAUCAUUUAAGAUGGGGUGUGGAGUGGGACCUAUCCAUGUAACUUUUUCUGGUAGUGGUCGGAUCCCUUCAUGUCCAAUGAUUGUAAUUUACUGUGGGAGAAGCGUGUUGUCAUGUGUGGCUUUAGGCAUUAGAGACGGGCUUCAUCUUUGGUCAUGGCAACAUGGAAGUGAGCCAAGCAAGAGCCUUCUUCUCAAUUCCAAUGCUAGCGGAAUUAUAUAAUAUUCUUGUAGAUAAGGCUAUAAGAGGAGGAUAUCCGUCAAAUUUUGUUUCCUGCUAAUAUACUCAAAGCUACUUAAAAAAUAGACAAAUUAAAGGGGCUUUGAUAAUUUGAUGGGCUGAGCAUAAAGUUUAGCCUUUCGACCCACUAGAUUACUUACCAUGAAUUGAAGGAGUUCUUAAAAUCA